CCACGAUGAAUGGGCCGCUAGACAACAAGACCAGCGCGAUCCUCGGGAUCCCGCCGCCGUUCCCGUUCUGCGAAGCAUGGCCAACCAUACCGGCGCAGUCGACUACAUGGCUCACACCAGCCUUCCGCGUCCAUUCGAUGCACAUGCCGCCUGCCGCGCCCCGGCUCUACGACCCGAUGCUUGACGCGCGCCACAGGCAUCGUCCACCGCAGCAGCGUCAUGCUCCCUCGCGCCUGCAGCACCAUCGUACUCCACCAUCGCACCAGUAUACAGCUACGCCCUCUGCCAACUACUACAGCCAACCGCUCGAGCCAGCAAUGCUUGCCCAAAGCGAGCAGGGUGACGACUCGGACAGCGAGUAUGAAUACGGGUUUGUACUCAACGACGAGUGGGCCGAGCACUUUGCCCGCAAGCAGGCCGUGCGUCGUGCAACCACCAAAGGGGCCAAGUCCAACCGGAGUAAGAAGGACCGACGCGCUUCGCGAGUCAUGACGCCAGAGCCAAGUCCUCUCCUCUACGAACUUAGCGUCGGUGCACUCGGGCAACGAACGUGGCAACCCGAACACGAGAGCGCUCGCGUUCUUGCAUUGGAGCGCCAGAUGGAGCACGCGUUUACCAUAGCCUUUAGCAACCCGCUUGAUGUGUGCUUGUACAACUCGUAGUACGCAGAUUCAUCAAAUAUCAGAGUCUUUUGAAUGAGCAUAGCAU
This is a messenger RNA of Saprolegnia diclina VS20, 708 nucleotides long. RefSeq lists its product as hypothetical. Bases 6 to 662 code for a protein of 218 amino acids. The record is from RefSeq and is a predicted model, not a curated record. Lineage: Eukaryota; Oomycota; Saprolegniomycetes; Saprolegniales; Saprolegniaceae. The transcript has a single exon.